AUAGGUUAUGGAGAUUUCCGAGUCCAUUGCACAAUAUAAAAAACGGGUGAGUCAGAAAAAAAUUGAUUGAGUGCUGGACUAGAUUGGACGGAUUGAAUUAGGAAUAAUUCCCAUCCAUAGCCUACAUGGCACUUAAUUGAGGUCACUUAUUACAAGCGUCUUAAGAGGAGAUUAAUGUCAGAGAAUUGUUAAUUACCUAAUCAAUAGUCCAUUAUGGAAAUCAACUGAAUUUUCACUAAACCACUAAAUUCUACCUUAACAAGUUAUUCUUCAAUAACACGACUCUUUAAGAUACAGAUGCUCAACUACCAAAAUUUCCACGGCAUUUCCACUGUAUUAAUGGUCAAAAUCCCAACUCAAAGUUGAUUAAUCCUUACCCAAUUUUCUUCUUCUCUUAAAAUAUUUUCACAUGUCCUUUUCACACUCUCAUUACAUAAGCAAAUUCACUCUUUAUAUAGAGUAGUUGGCGUUCGUUGCUAUAGUGGAGUAGUUGGAGUCCUUACAUGCAUUAGAUAAGAAUUACAAAGAGAAAGCAAGUUGAUUUCUUCAUCAACUCUCACAGCAAACAACAUGUCAAUACUUUUAGACAGAAACAACAAGAUGGGCAGCCCCUUUUUCCAUGAAUUCAAAAGGCAAGCCUCUUUCUUCUUCAAGGAGAAGAUCAAGACUGCUCGCUUGGCCUUGACGGAUGUUACACCAGCAGAACUAUUGACAGAAGAAGCUACAAAUGGAGAUUUUUGGGCACCAGAUACACGUACUAUGGGUGUAAUUUCAAGGGCUGCCUUCGAAGUUGAUGAUUAUUGGAGAAUUGUGGACAUUCUACAUAACAGGUUGACAAAGUUUGAUAGAAAAACUUGGAGGGUCUCCUACAAGACUCUACUCCUGUUAGAACACCUUCUAACCCAUGGUCCUUUAAGAGUCGCUGAUGAGUUUCAGAGUGAUAAAGAGGUCAUUAAGGAGAUGGAAAGUUUUCAAUUUGUUGACGAGAAAGGAUUCAACUGGGGCUCAAGUGUUAGAAACUUAUCUGCAAGAAUACUGAAGUUGCUGGAAAAUGAAUUGUUUCUUAAAGAAGAAAGGGCAAGAGCUCGUAAGUUAACACGAGGGAUUCAAGGGUUUGGUAGCUUCUCCCUUAGCCAUAGGUCCCCUUCACAUGAUGGAAGCUUCAAAGACUUAACCUUUAGAACAUGCACAAGGUGUAAUUCUAAUUACACUGAACAAAUCAAUCAAGAAUAUGAGUUCUUGGCCUCAGAUGACAACUUUUUGAUCGAGGAAAAAAUCCACAAACCAGAAAAUAUCUAUGAGGAUGUCAGCCCAGCACUUGAAAGUAGUGGGAAUAAAAUUAGAGAAGAGGAAUGUGCAGUGGAAGAUCAUCCAUUCUGCCACAGUGAUCAUCACACUUCAGAGUCCCUUAUUUCUUCUCUAGAAUGAAAUGUUUCACAUUUUUUCUUUCCCUGUGUCCGGUAAUGGUAUUAAAGGGUUACACUUUCGCUUUCAUAACGAUAGCUAGGCUGGUAAUAAGGUUCUUUUGUUUUUUUUUUUUUUUUUUUUUUUUUAAAGAUUUAAAUUGGAUGUUAAUGCCUGGUAAGGGUAUGUAUAACCUAAUAAAAUAAAGGCCAAUCGCAGUUGUUUUCCUGAAAGGGUGUUUAUGGGAAUUAACUUUUUGUUUAUGUGUCAAUCUGUAAUUAGCUUGCCAUUGCAUGUAAUAUCAUAACAUGGAAUCAUGAUUUUAUUAUAAAAUUACUUGUCAUAUAA
This is a messenger RNA of Hevea brasiliensis (rubber tree), 1752 nucleotides long. RefSeq lists its product as uncharacterized. The transcript has 4 exons. Bases 571 to 1428 code for a protein of 285 amino acids. Lineage: Eukaryota; Viridiplantae; Streptophyta; Magnoliopsida; Malpighiales; Euphorbiaceae. Gene Ontology annotation, molecular function: clathrin binding; phospholipid binding. Gene Ontology annotation, cellular component: plasma membrane; endosome; clathrin vesicle coat. Gene Ontology annotation, biological process: endocytosis. The record is from RefSeq and is a predicted model, not a curated record.